Molecule: messenger RNA, 915 nt
Organism: Terrapene triunguis (Three-toed box turtle)
Lineage: Eukaryota; Metazoa; Chordata; Testudines; Emydidae
Gene: TMEM40
Product: transmembrane protein 40
Exons: 12
Coding region: 1-915 (304 amino acids)
Source: RefSeq, a predicted model, not a curated record
AUGGACAACUUUAACUUCUCACUUCCAGUUCUCAGUAGAAAACAACAAGACAUUUUUCAGAAAGCUUUUGCUGAUGAUGCUGAUUACCUGGAAACAUCUGAGAAAAUGAACCAGUCCUUCUGGGAAUUGUUAAUAAAAUGUUUAGCCACUGUUAACCCAGCCAGCCUGACCACUGAAGAAACACACAAUCUCCUUAACAGAGGCAUAAACUCAUCUGAUGAACGUGCAGCCUCCUUGAAGACCAUAGGAAAAAAAGGAGUUAAUGCAGUGGUUGUGCUUUACCUGCUGCUAAAGGUGAAAGAUCUAUCUGCCUACAGAGAGUUGCCCAGCUCCAAGAAAAAUGAUGAAAAAUUGAAACUACUUCAGGAAUUGGAAAAAAGUUUCACAUUUUCACCAGAAGAAAGUGAGGUUGAAAGGUCAUCUCGGGAGCCUGCAGAGACACAACCACGAGCCACCAGGGCUGGCAAGAAAAAAGUCUCUGUGGCAACAGUAAAACCAAUUUCUCACAAAGAAAGUCAGGAAGACCAAGACCAUGAAAAUCAAGAUGGAAGUGGUGCACCGGGAGAGAUUGUCCCCUAUAAUGAAUCAGAGAUUGCAAGACCAGAAAAUGCAACUGCUGCUGUAGGUGAAAAGGUUACCUACCUUCAGAGAUGUCAGAGACAGUGGAUAAGAAUACGGAAAAAUGAUGUGUUCUUUCAUUUUGUCAUUCUUUGCUUUGGCAUUGGAGCCGCACUAAUUAGCUAUUACCACUACAAAGACUGGACCAUUUCUCUUGGUUUUGGUUUAAUCACCUUUGCUUCCCUAGAAACCACCGGAAUAUAUUUUGGUCUUGUGCAUCGAAUUCACAGUGUCCUUGAGCGUUUCAUUCCUCUGAUUCAGAGAUUCAAAAUCCCAGGUAUUAGAAAAGUUGACUGA